GUGGAUGGCAGCCUCCGCGCUGUGCUGCACCCGGGGGCGGACGACGCAGAUUCAGCGGCGGCGGGGUGCUCGCACAAGUGGCGGAUGGUGAUCGCCUACGACGGUACCAAGUUCAAAGGUUUUUCUCGCCCCUCUUCUCUGCACCCGGAUUCUUUAGAUCGGUGGUGUUUGUGUAUUCGAUCAUUAUUAGAUUCUUGGGGGUGGUGAUGAAUGGUUAUCGGCGCUACCUAAGGACGGUUGCAUCGAAGGGAGAAGAGAAAGCAAAUGGUUGCAGAAGGUUGGCAGUAUCAACCAUCACCUCCAACUAUACAAUGCUUUCUAGAGAAAGCACUGAUACGCAUCACGAAGCUCGACCGGAAGGAGCUUUGUUUGGUUGGUGCAGGAAGGACAGAUACAGGUGUUCAUGCACAGGGUCAGGUGGCACAUUUCACCACGCCGUUUGCCUACCAUUGUCUCGACAGCUUUCAUUCUGCAAUCAAUGGGCUUCUGCCUCCUGAUAUCCGAGUUAGAGAAAUUAGCGCAGCUUGUCCAGAAUUCCAUGCUCGCACAUCCACAAAGAGCAAAAUAUAUCAUUACAAGAUCUAUAACGAAGCAGUUAUGGACCCCUUCCAUACUAAUUAUGCUUACCACAGUGCACAUAAACUUAAUCCACAUGCUAUGCAGGAGGCUGCAAAUCAUUUUGUUGGAGUACAUGACUUCACAUCUUUCGCUAAUGCAGUACAUAAUGAUCGUGUGCGCAGUCCAAUAAAGAAGAUAUCACGCUUUGAUGUUACUAAGAUGGAUGCUAUCAUACAACUCGAGGUUGAAGGCACUGGCUUUUUGUACAGACAAGUGAGGAACAUGGUAGCUUUGCUAAUUCAAGUUGGAAGGGAGGGACUGCCUCCUGAAAUCGUCCCGGGAAUCAUUGCGGCAAAGGACCGCAAAGAACUUGCGAAGGUGGCCUUGUCAGCACCACCACAUGGAUUGUAUCUCAUGUCAGUUAACUAUGACAAAGAAAUCUUGAAGCCUCCUGUGGGUUCCCCUCCGGUGAGCUUUGGAAGGACUCAUCAGAUCAGUAGAUGCAAACUUCUGUUUUACUAGCACAAAUGUCCGUGCGUUGCAACGGGAGAAAAUUUUAUAUUUAUUAAUAUAAAACACAUCCCUUGUUCAUUAAAAUUGUACGUGCAGAUCCCAUGCGUUGCAAUGGUAAUAAAUUUGAGCUUGUGUGGUAUUCGAGAGUUUACCUGCCGUCGUGCAUAGUACAUUUGCUCGUGCCUUGUGUUAGAAUACAACUUGUGUUAGGGUUAUGACUCAUACUUGGUUUGUAAUAAUGCUAGGUCAGGGGUGGCUUAGCUCUUAUAUAUACUUCUUAUACCGGCACAA
Triticum aestivum (bread wheat) is the source of this 1362-nucleotide messenger RNA. RefSeq names its product tRNA pseudouridine synthase A 1. Lineage: Eukaryota; Viridiplantae; Streptophyta; Magnoliopsida; Poales; Poaceae. Gene Ontology annotation, biological process: tRNA pseudouridine synthesis. The transcript is spliced from 5 exons. The coding region runs from base 265 to 1080 and encodes 271 amino acids. Gene Ontology annotation, molecular function: pseudouridine synthase activity; RNA binding. The record is from RefSeq and is a predicted model, not a curated record.